UCGUCCUCGCCCUCGUCCCGGGUGUGAUACACGCAUGAACCAAGCUCGGAAGUGUCAACAGUAAAGCAGUGGAAGCUCUAGCGCUUUCUUUCUCACACAGGUUGUUGCCUGGAUUCUUUACUUUCUCCCACAAGGAUUUUACGGUCUGCAUCAACUUCUUCAUAUAUUACCGUAACCGUUGCCGUUCCAAUGGCUGAGGCCGGGCGUCCAGAGGACCAGUGUGACGAAGCGGUGGAAGAUGAGUUUGGGGAGAUUAUAAAGUGUCGCUCAGAUGAACGAGAGGACGUUCAGAAGAAGACUUUCUCAAAAUGGAUAAACUCACAGUUCUCCAAGACAGGGAAGCCCCCUAUCGAGGACCUGUUCUCUGACCUGUGUGAUGGCCGCCGUCUGCUAGAGCUGCUGGAGGGACUGGCUGGACACCAACUGGUAAAAGAGAGAGGAUUUACACGUGUUCAUUCGCUCAAUAAUGUCAACCGCGCCCUGCAGAUCCUUCAAAAGAACAACGUUGACCUGGUAAACAUUGGAGGGGCGGACAUUGUUGAUGGGAAUCACAAAUUGAUUCUUGGCCUGAUCUGGAGCAUCAUUCUCCACUGGCAGGUAAAGGAUGUGAUGAAGGAUGUGAUGGCGGGCCUACAGCAGACCAACAGUGAGAAGAUUCUGCUGGGCUGGGUGCGGCAGUCCACCAAAGAUUACCCACAAGUCAAUGUGGUCAACUUCUCCAGCAGUUGGAACGAUGGCCUGGCUUUCAAUGCCCUACUUCACAGCCACAGGCCCGAGCUGUUUGAUUGGAGAACUUUGGAGAAGAAGUCGAGCGCCAUCGAGAGGCUUGACCACGCCUUCAGCAGGGCAGAGGAACACCUGGGCAUAGAGCGUCUCCUGGACCCUGAGGACGUGGCCGUCUCCCACCCUGAUAAGAAGUCCGUCAUGAUGUACGUGACGUCUCUGUUCCAAGUCCUCCCACAUGGGGUCACUAUGGAGGCGGUGCAGGAGGUGGAGGCGUUGCCCAGCACCCGGGUCACCCAGGAGGAGAGCUACACCAUCCAGACACAGCAGCGCUACUCUCAACAGAUUACAGUGAGUGUGGCUCAGGGUCGUGUGCGUAGCCCCUCUCCGUCUCCACAGACGCGCUAUAAGAGCUAUGCCUACACCCAGGCUGCCUAUGUCCAGUCCCCCGAGCAAAAGAGGAGGCGCUUUACUGAUCAGUUGCGCGGGGGCAGCCAGGAUGACCUCCAACGAGGCCUUAGCCCUCUCCCACCAGGCUCCGCCCACCUGGAGGGCUACCAAUCAGCUCUGGAGGAGGUUCUGACAUGGCUGCUGUCAGCGGAGGACAGCCUCCAGGCCCAGCCCUCCAUCUCCUCCCAGGUGGAGGAAGUCAAGGAGCAGUUUCACACUCACGAGGGUUACAUGGUGGAGCUGACGUCUCACCAAGGCAGCGUGGGGCGUGUCCUGCGUGCUGGCUCCGCCCUCCUGGGGGAGGGGAAUCUGAGUGAGGGGGAGGAGUCCGAGGUGCGAGAGCAGAUGAACCUGCUGAACUCCCGCUGGGAGCACCUGAGAGUGGCCAGCAUGGAGCGACAGAGCAGACUUCACGAGGUGCUCAUGGACCUGCAGCACCAGCAGCUAAAGCAACUCACCGAUUGGCUGGAGAUUACAGAGGGGCGUAUCAAGCGCAUGGGGGCUCAGCCAAUGGGACCAGACCUGGAGCACGUCAAACGGCAGGUGGAGGAACACAAGCUCCUACAGGAAGACCUGGAGAUGGAGCAGGUGAGGGUGAACUCUCUGACCCACAUGGUGGUGGUGGUGGAUGAGAACAGUGGAGACAGCGCCACUGCUGACCUGGAGCAGAAACUACAGGUGCUAGGGGACCGCUGGGCAGCGAUCUGUAAGUGGACAGAGGAGCGCUGGCUCCUCCUCCAGGACAUCCUGCUGAAAUGGCAGCACUUCACUGAGGAGCAGGCGCUGUUUGACUCCUGGCUGACCACGAAGGAGGAGCUUGUUCGCUCCAUCAAGACCUCGGGCUUCAAAGAGCAGGCCGACAUGGUGGCUUGUCUCCGGAGGCUGGCGGCUGUGAAGGGGGACCUGGAGGUGAAAAGGCCGACCAUGGAUAAGCUGUGCUCCAUGAGCCAGGAGCUUCUGUCCAGCGUGAAGAACAAGGAGAUGUCCAGCAAGCUGCAGGCCAGGCUGGAGAACUUCGCUCAGCGCUGGGACACUCUGCUGCAGAGCCUGGAGGCUUCACACUCGCAGAUCUCGCUGGCUGUCACCACGGCGCAGUCAGAGAUAACACACUCUGUCAUGGCAACGGUAACCAAGGUGACGACGCGUGAGAAGGUGUCUGUGCGCCAGAGGAAGGAGGAGCUCUCUCCGUCACCACAGAAGAAGAGACAGAUUGUUGUGGACUCGGAGCUCAGGAAGAGGUUUGAUGUGGACUUCACAGAGCUGCACAGCUUCAUGACGCGGUCGGAAGCCAUCCUGCAGAGCCCUGAGUUCUCUGUGUCCCGCAAGGAGGGCAGCGUGCAGGAGCUGCACGAUAAAGUCCUGGAAAUUGACACAGAGCUGGAUGAGAAGAGGGCGGAGCUGGGAGAGGUGCAGGGAUUGGCCAAACAGCUCUCAGAAGCUGGUGCUGCCAAUCUGGUGAAGCCCCGCCUCUCCCAGUUGAUUGGGCGCUGGGAGGAGGUGGAGGGCCAGUUCACACCCUUCAGACGCCAACGUGAUUACCUGUUGGAGCUACAGGGUCUCCUACGCUCCGUGUCAGAGACAGACUUCCUGCUCAACUCUCCAGAGUACUGGCUGGCCUCCUACUAUAACCUACCCCAACAGGAAACAUGCCUUCAGGAGGUACAGCAGAGCGUGGAGAAGCUCUCCCCUCCAGUAGAGGGCGCUCUGGCCAGGAGGGAGGAGGUGGUGUCCCAGGCCAGGCCGGGGGAGGGACGCAGGGUACAGGAAGCUGCCCUGCUCCUCAGCAUCAACUGGGACAAGCUGAAGCAGCUGCUGAACGACAGGCGCACGCGCUGGGAGGGGUGCAAUGCAAAGUGGCACCAGUUCACGGUGGACCAGACUACGCUGGGGGCGUGGCUUAGUGAUGCCGAGACGACGCUGAAGCAGGCGAACUCUGACCCUGCCCAGGCCAGACCACACCUGAAGGAGCUGCAGGAGGGCGCGGCGUCCCAGGGGGCCGUGCUGGAAGGCGUGAACACGGCGGGGGAGGAGAUCGCUCAGCAGAGCACGCCUGACGACUCGGCCCACAUCAGGCUACAGCUCAACACGCUAAACACACGCUGGAACUCUGUGUCCCAACAGCUUAGCGACCACAAGAGGAGAUCUGCAGAUGCGCGCACUGCAGCAGCAGAGCUGCAGGAAGAUAUGAGCGGAUUCCUGGUCUGGUUGGACGAGGCGGAGCAAGUUGUGGCCACGCCCCUGGAUCCUACUGAUCACGCCCACAUCACUGACACUCUGGAGAAGGUCCAGGUUCGCGUUGAGCAGCUGCCGAACAAGAAGAAUGCGGUGGACGACCUGAACGGCAGGCUCGGCAGUGCAUCACUUCCUGCUGACAAGAAGAAGGCCCUGGGCCCCACCAUCAAGAUCAUCAACACACGCUGGACACAGGUGUCCAGGGAGCUGCCUGAGAAGCAGCUCCAGCUGGAGGCCAUGCUGAGGGAGCUGACGGGGCUGCAGCAGCAGCUGUCAGACCUCUGCCUCUGGGCCCGAACCACCAGGACCUCCCUGGAGCAGGGCCCGGAGGACCUGGACCCCAAGCUGGUGGAGGCGGUGCAGGCCAGGCAGCCGGAGGUGGAGUCUGUGCUGGCCAGAGCAGAUCAGCUGUACAAGGACUCGCCCCCUGGCCAACCAGAGAAGGAGCGGUAUGACAAGCUGUCAGAUGAUUGGACGGUUAUCCUGGAACUCCUCCAACGGCACAGAGAAAGGAUGGCUGCCCUCCUCAUCGCCAAGACAACCACCGAGAGUCUAACAGGAAGUACCCAGGGGGAACCUGCAGCUCUGGCCCAGUUCAACAAGACCUGGGCGGAGCUCACUGAUUGGCUGUCGCUGUUGGACAACAUGGUGCAGAACCAAAGGGUGACGGUGGCUGACCUGGAGGACAUCAACGACACCAUGGCCAAGCUGCAGGGCUCUUUACUGGAGCUGGAGCAGAGGCGCCCCCAGCUGGACAGCAAGAUCACUGCAGCACAGAACCUCAAGAACAAGACCUCCAACCAGGAGACCCGCACCGCCAUCACCGACCGCAUUGAUAGGCUGCAGGGCCACUGGGAGGAGUCCCAGGGAAAACUCACUGAUAGGACUCAUCAGCUCCAGAACAUGUUGAAGGACUCCAGUAAUUGGCUGGAAGCCAGGAAGGAGGUGGAGCCUCUCAUCAAACAAGCCAAUGAGAAGCUGGAGUCCUGGAGAGAGAUCUCCUACACUGUGGACGCUCUGAAAAAACAGAACUCUGAGCUUAAGCACUUUGUGAAGGAGCUACGUCAGUGGCAGCCCCUUGUGGACUCGACCAAUCAGCUGGCAGAUAAGUUGUUGACCCUGUACGCAGACGACGACACACACAAAGUCACCCACGUGAACACAGCCUGGGAGCACAUCAAUGAGCGGGUGGGGGACAGGGAGGCAGCUCUGGAAGCAGCUCUCCGCCUCCUGCAGCAGUUCUACCUGGACCUGGAGAAGUUCCUCAGCUGGCUGGCCGAGGCAGAGACCACCUGCAGCGUCCUGCUGGACGCCACGCACCAGCAGCAGCUGCAGGAAGACCCCGACGCUGCACGCCACCUGCUGGGCCAGUGGAAGGAGCUUCAGGAGGAGAUUGAUGGCCACACUGAGCUGUACCACUCCCUGGAUGAGAAGGGCCAGCGUAUCCUGGCGUCGCUGGGCGGCUCCGAUGACGCCUCGCUGCUCCAGCGUCGCCUUGACAACAUGGGGCAGCGGUGGGAGGAGCUACGCAGCAAAGCCCUCAGCAUGAGGGCCCACCUGGACUCAGAGAUGGCACCGUGGAAACGGGUCCACAUGACCCUGCAGGAACUGCUGAACUGGUUGCAGGUCAAAGGUCAGCAGCUGGAGCAGGAGCCACCAGUAGGGGGCGACGUCCCAGCGGUACAGCUGCAGCUGGACACACACCGGGGUUUCAGGAGGGACCUGAGGGCUAAGGAGCCGGUGGUGAGCAGAGCGUUGGAUGACGUCAGAGUCUUCCUGUCUGAGCUGCCUGCUGAGGACACCCCCCCACCAGACAAGAGAGAUAUCAGCCCAGAGGAGCGUGCCCAGAACGUGGGGCGUGUCCUGAGGAAGGAGGCGGAGGACGUGUCAACAGGGUGGGAGGGGCUAAAUGCCGACGCGGUGGAUUGGCAGAGGAGGCUGGAGCUGGCUCUGGAUAGGCUGAUGGAGCUGCAGGAGGCGGAGGAUCAACUGGACGUGCGUCUGGGACAGGCCGAGAUGGUGAAAGAGGCGUGGCAGCCCGUAGGAGACCUGCUCAUCGACUCUCUGCCAGAACACAUAGACAGGGUGAAGGCGUUCCAGGAGGAGAUCGCUCCCAUCAAAGACGACGUCGGCCAUCUUAACCAGCUGGCUUCCACCUUCGGCCCUCCGGACAUCACGCUGUCUGAGAACAACCUAGAGCGCCUGGACGAGCUCAACACACGCUGGAAGCUGCUGCAGAUCUCCAUCAGAGAGCACCUCAAGCAGCUGACGGAUGCUCACAGAGAUUUUGGCCCUCAUCUGCUACUUGGCUCAGUUCAGGAACCGUAUGAACAGGCCAUCUCCCCCAACAACGUGCCCUACUAUAUCAACCACCAGACCCAGACCACUUGCUGGGACCACCCCAAGAUGGCGGAGCUCUACCAGUCUCUGGCGGACCUCAACAACGUGCGUUUCUCCGCCUACCGCACUGCCAUGAAGCUGCGGCGUCUGCAGAAGGCCCUCUGUCUGGACCUGCUGGGCAUGCCGGCGGCAUGCGAGGCGUUCGAGCAGCACGGCCUCCGCCAGAACGAGGCCCUGAUGGACAUGGUGGGCGUGGCCAGCUGCCUGACGUCCAUCUACGAGCGUCUGGAGACGCAGCACACCAGCCUGGUCAACACGCCGCUCUGCGUCGACAUGUGUCUCAACUGGCUGCUCAACGUCUACGACACUGGUCGGAGUGGGAAGAUCAGGACCCUGUCCUUCAAGACUGGGAUCAUCUCUCUGUGUAAGGCUCACUUGGAAGACAAAUACCGCUUCUUGUUCCGCCAGGUGGCCAGCGCCACGGGCUUCUGUGACCAGCGGCGCCUGGGGCUCCUCCUCCACGACUCCAUCCAGAUCCCUCGUCAGCUGGGGGAGGUGGCCUCCUUCGGGGGCAGCAACAUCGAGCCCAGCGUCCGCAGCUGCUUCCAGUUUGCCAAUAACAAGCCCGAGCUGGAGGCGUCCAUGUUCCUGGACUGGAUGCGUCUGGAGCCCCAGUCCAUGGUGUGGCUGCCGGUGCUGCACCGCGUGGCUGCAGCAGAGACGGCCAAGCACCAGGCCAAGUGUAACAUCUGCAAGGAGUGUCCCAUCAUCGGCUUCAGGUAUCGGAGUCUGAAGCACUUCAACUACGACAUCUGUCAGAGCUGCUUCUUCUCUGGACGCGUUGCCAAAGGACACAAGAUGCAGUACCCUAUGGUAGAGUACUGCACACCGACGACAUCAGGGGAGGAUGUGAGAGACUUUGCCAAGGUUCUGAAGAACAAGUUCAGGACCAAACGCUACUUUGCCAAACACCCUCGUAUGGGUUACCUUCCUGUCCAGACCAUCCUGGAGGGAGACAACAUGGAGACUCCUGUCACUCUGAUCAACUUCUGGCCUGUAGAACAUGCCCCCGCCUCUUCCCCCCAGCUGUCUCAUGACGACACACACACGCGUAUCGAGCACUACGCCAGCCGGUUAGCAGAGAUGGAGAAUCGUAACGGCUCAUAUCUGAAUGACAGCAUUUCGCCCAAUGAGAGCAUUGAUGAUGAACACCUGCUGAUCCAGCACUACUGCCAGAGUCUGAACCAGGGCUCUCCUCUCAGCCAGCCCCGCAGCCCCGCCCAGAUCCUCAUCUCCAUGGAGACGGAGGAGAAGGGCGAGUUGGAGAGAGUCCUCAACGACCUGGAGCAGGAGAACAGGAAGUUGCAGUCGGAGUACGACCGCCUGAAGAAGGCCCACGACCACCAGGGUCUGUCCCCGCUGCCGUCGCCCCCGGAGAUGCUGCCCGUGUCGCCCCAGAGCCCCCGCGACGCCGAGCUCAUCGCGGAGGCCAAGUUGCUACGGCAACACAAGGGCCGCCUGGAAGCCCGCAUGCAGAUCCUGGAGGAUCACAACAAACAGCUGGAGUCUCAGCUCCACAGACUCCGACAGCUGCUGGAGCAGACGGACUCCAAGGUGAACGGUACAGCCUUGUCAUCUCCCUCCACCUCCUCCCAGCGCUCCGACUCCUCCCUGCCCCUCCUCCGCGUGGCAGCCAGUCAGACCACCGAGACCAUGGGUGACGACGAGUUGUCCAGUCCUUCCCAGGAUGCAUCAGGGCUCGAGGAAGUCAUGGAGCAACUCAACAACUCCUUUCCUCACAGCCAGGGUGUGGGCGUGGGCAGUCUGUUCCACAUGGCCGAUGACCUGGGCCGUGCCAUGGAGUCAUUGGUCAACGUGAUGACAGACGAGCAGGACACCCAAUAGCACGCCGCCCUUGCCCCCUCCAGCCCCACACCCCACCGCAUGCUUUUCUAGUCAAAACAACUGGAUUGGACAAGUUUACAAAGAGAAUAUUCAUCUAUUUUUGUGAAGGAUCACGGUUAGAGACGUGAAGAUUUCAGUAGUUUCCUAAGUCUUGAAAUUGUUUUAUUAACAGACGCAGGUUUUUAAACUUCUAUGCAAUUGUAUAAAAAAGAAAAGAAACCAGUAUGUAUGUACGUGUGUGUGUGUGCGUGUUUGUCCUGUGGAUGUAUUUGCCAUUUCUUUGUAAUGGACAAGGCAUUUCGGAUCUUUGUAUGGAAAAGAGAGAUUGUAACUAUAAGGGUGCUUUGUAUUACAAAAACGUUUAUAACCACAGAAUAUAUACUACUGUAAAGGCCAUGCAGACACCCUGUACCCUUUUAGCGUCGUGUGCCUGUACGUACGUGUGUGUGUGUGGGGAGGUAUGAUUUAUCCACAUAACAUUAUAGCUUUUACUUUCUGGCUAAUCCACUUCCAUGUUUUUAUCCAUCCAUCAGCCAUCCAUCCAUUUGUUAGUCUAUCACUGCACAUCUGGCAGAACUAGCCUGUCACUCCCGUAUGGGCAGGGGCGGGGCUUAGAGGAGGGCGGGGCAGACUAAGGUAGAAUCUUUUAUGAAUGUAAUCACUUCCAGGACUGGAGUGUUUCAGAUGACACUACUCCCCUAAUCUGACCUGGAUGAACCCUCCAGCACGCUCGGUAACGCCGUCCUGCCACCCCCCUCCCCGACACUACUGACCAGACAGACUACUGACAGCCCCAAUGCACAUUACUGUUGUCCUGGAAACAGUCCAUCUUCAUCUGUGUGCCGCUGAUGAUGGUGUUUGUUUUAGUUGUGUUGCUGUGGGUGUGUGGCGCCACAAGUGACUGCAUGUGUGCACGCACACACUUUAUUUAACGUGUGCCCACCUCAAGGUACUCUGCGUGAUUCUGUAGUGUCGUCAUGACAACAGUCUUGUGUGCUAUGCUGGGAAAGCAUGAUCAAAGAGAUUAUUAUUUUAUCGUUUUAUCUGGUUGUUACCCUCUUAUAAUUAUUCAUAUUCAUUUCUAACGCUUGAGUUACAUUGUCGUCCAUUGCUUUCUCAAUAACUCAUUUGUUUUUUGUUUUUCCACAACAUAUCAGACUCCACCAGAUAUAUGCCUUACUAUUGUAUCAUAACAGGCUUUACUGUGUAUAUCAAUAAAGCACGCAGUUGAGUUGACUUGUA
Osmerus eperlanus (European smelt) is the source of this 8892-nucleotide messenger RNA. RefSeq names its product dystrophin-like. The record is from RefSeq and is a predicted model, not a curated record. Gene Ontology annotation, biological process: neuron development; skeletal muscle tissue development; regulation of muscle system process. Lineage: Eukaryota; Metazoa; Chordata; Actinopteri; Osmeriformes; Osmeridae. Gene Ontology annotation, molecular function: protein binding; zinc ion binding. Gene Ontology annotation, cellular component: sarcolemma.